This is a messenger RNA of Durusdinium trenchii, 534 nucleotides long. NCBI's taxonomy places the organism in Eukaryota, Dinophyceae, Suessiales, Symbiodiniaceae. The record is from the annotation of a GenBank genome assembly.
AUGGAAGCAGCUAAUGUUUCAUUGGUUGCGAAGCCAGAGAUCACUCACGGUGCGCUCAACAAAAUUGCGCAAGCAAAAAAACAGUUCACCAAAGCAAAGGAAGCCGUUUUGGAAGUGGACAAAGAGUGGAAAUUCUUUGCCGAGACCCUGAAGACGGCAUACGAUCGAGAAAGAGCAGCAUAUGUAGAACAGAGAGCAUCAGCAAUGGAGAGCCUUUCAACAAGAAAAGAAAAGCUCAAAGAAUUGCAGGAUGCUAUGAGGCAAUCAGCAAUGGCCCAAAGCUUGAUGGAAGGAGAAGAUGUUCCACAAGAGGGUAUCAUGGAAGAUGGGUACACCAUCCCUCCGGAUCCGGUGGAGCCGAUUUCGGACGAGGAACUACUAGACGAUUCCAUGGUGAAGGGCCGAUUGCCAAGUCCAAAGCCCUUUUCACGAGGAGCUUCGGCAUCAGCUGGCAAAAGGAACGAAGGGCAAGCAGGGAACUUGUCAAAGAAGCCAAAAUUCGAUCACUCUGGGCAAGAUGGAGAGGGCAAGUAG